AUGCAGAUAUGGAUUGGAAACAAGAGGGGGAAGGAGAAGAGGAAAGGGGAGAGCAGUGUGACCAAAAAUAAAAAAUCAUACCGGUAUACGAGUGGACCAAAUGCGUUCAGCUUAUUUUUAAGCAAGAUGAAAAGAGGGAAUGAGGAUAAAGCAGCAUUUUUUACAAAGGCAGCAGCCAAAUGGCGGUUGCUGCCUGAGAAUGAAAAGCAACCGAUUCAGGAGGAGGCAGCCAAGUUACGACAGGAUCCGAUGAAGGGUAUGUCGAGGGAGAAAUUAAUUCAUACGGAGCUGGCGAUCAUGUCAAAAUGUUGUGACAGGCUGAGCAGUUUUGGUUUUCAUUUCGGUGGAAUUGGUGUGGACACGACUGAGAAGUGUCCACCAGUGGUUGUUGGCUCCCACCUUGGUGUUCAGUUCAUGAACAAACCAGAACUGCAAGCGCAAUACACAAGGCAUUUCAUUGUUGCUUUAUUUUUGUCAAGCCUGCUUGCUGAAGCGAAGACAUAG
Molecule: messenger RNA, 504 nt
Organism: Mercenaria mercenaria
Lineage: Eukaryota; Metazoa; Mollusca; Bivalvia; Venerida; Veneridae
Exons: 4
Coding region: 1-504 (167 amino acids)
Source: RefSeq, a predicted model, not a curated record